Molecule: messenger RNA, 926 nt
Organism: Manis javanica (Malayan pangolin)
Lineage: Eukaryota; Metazoa; Chordata; Mammalia; Pholidota; Manidae
Source: RefSeq, a predicted model, not a curated record
GCAGUCUGGGUUCUGCAAAGAGUCCCAGGGUAACUGGCAUAAUAGGAAAUGAUGCUCUUUCUUAGUAAUGGGUCAUGUCCCCCAUGUGUAAGCGAACAGGAUGAAAUCUCUUCAGUCCUCCAAAGGGUUACUAUGUUCCGACGAAUCCAAAAUACUUUUUUGAUGACAAACACACUUGGAGGAAAGAAUUCAUAAAUAAAGAGGACGUGGCUUUCUUUUCUUUUUUUUGGAAUCUUUGUGAGCUAUUGUAAUGAAAACAAGCACACACAUAGCAGUUCUGGUCAGUUUUUGACAUGAAAUUACAAGUAUCCGGAGAUGUGGAAAAUGCUAAUAAUUUGCAUCUAACUUAUACCCUGACUUCCUUUUUGUUCCCGACAGCGGUGAGGGCCGACCGCAUGCGCGGAGGAAGGAACAAGUUCGGGCCAAUGUACAAGAGAGACAGAGCUCUGAAGCAACAGAAAAAAGCCCUCAUCCGGGCCAACGGGCUCAAGCUGGAGGCCGUGUCGCAGGUGAUCCAGGCGAUGCCCUCUGAGCUCGCCAUCUCCUCGGCGAUUCAGAACAUCCACUCUGCCAGCAAAGGCCUACCUCUGAACCACGCUGCCUUGCCUCCCACGGACUACGACAGAAGUCCCUUUGUAACGUCGCCCAUCAGCAUGGCGAUGCCGCCUCCAGGCAGCCUGCAGGGCUACCAAACCUAUGGCCACUUCCCUAGCCGGGCCAUCAAGUCGGAGUACCCCGACCCAUACACCAGCUCCCCAGAGUCGGUCCUGGGCUACUCCUACGUGGACAGCUACCAGACCGGCUCGCCGGCGAGCAUCCCCCACCUGAUCCUGGAACUGCUCAAGUGCGAGCCGGACGGGCCUCAAGUCCAGGCCAAAAUCAUGGCCUACCUCCAGCAAGAGCAGGCCAACCGGAGCAAGCACGAG